This is a messenger RNA of Penicillium verrucosum, 2268 nucleotides long. It is a transcript of the gene luA, whose product is annotated as 3-isopropylmalate dehydratase LEU1. Bases 1 to 2268 code for a protein of 755 amino acids. Gene Ontology annotation, molecular function: 3-isopropylmalate dehydratase activity; 4 iron, 4 sulfur cluster binding. The transcript has 3 exons. NCBI's taxonomy places the organism in Eukaryota, Fungi, Ascomycota, Eurotiomycetes, Eurotiales, Aspergillaceae. The record is from RefSeq and is a predicted model, not a curated record. Gene Ontology annotation, biological process: L-leucine biosynthetic process. Gene Ontology annotation, cellular component: 3-isopropylmalate dehydratase complex.
AUGCCUUCCGCCGAGUCGAAACCCAGGACCUUGUAUGACAAGGUUUUCCAGGACCACAUCGUCAAUGAGCAAGAUGAUGGAACUUGCUUGAUCUACAUUGACCGACACCUUGUUCACGAGGUUACAUCCCCACAGGCCUUCGAGGGCCUCAAAAACGCUAGCCGCACCGUCCGCCGGCCAGAUUGCACUCUGGUUACAGUUGAUCACAACAUUCCCACCUCUUCACGGAAAAGUUUCAAAAACGCCGCGGACUUCAUUAAGGAGAAUGAUUCGCGUCUCCAAUGCACAACCCUGGAGGAGAACGUGAAGGAUUUUGGCCUCACAUACUUCGGUAUGGGCGACAAGCGCCAGGGUAUUGUCCACAUUAUUGGCCCGGAGCAGGGUUUCACUCUGCCCGGCACGACUGUUGUCUGCGGUGACAGCCACACCUCCACACACGGUGCUUUCGGUGCCCUUGCGUUCGGUAUUGGAACCAGUGAAGUCGAGCAUGUCCUCGCAACCCAGACCCUCAUUACCCGCCGCAGCAAGAACAUGCGCAUCCAGGUUGAUGGCGAGCUGCCCGCUGGUGUCACCAGUAAGGACGUCGUUCUCCACAUCAUCGGUGUCAUUGGUACUGCUGGUGGUAACGGUGCUGUUAUUGAGUUCUGCGGAUCCGUCAUCCGUGGACUGAGCAUGGAAGCCCGUAUGUCAAUGUGCAACAUGUCCAUUGAGGGUGGUGCCCGUGCCGGUAUGAUCGCACCCGACGAGAUCACUUUCGAAUACCUCAAGGGCCGUCCUCUGGCCCCCAAGUACGGAAGCGCAGAGUGGAACAAGGCCACCAGCUACUGGUCCAGCCUGAAGUCGGAUGCUGGCGCUAAGUACGAUAGCGAGAUCUUCCUUGACGGCAAGGAUAUCAUUCCCACCAUCUCAUGGGGUACUUCUCCCCAGGACGUCGUCCCAAUUACUGGUGUUGUCCCCGGCCCCGAUGACUUCGAGGAUGAGAACCGCAAGACCUCUUGCAUCCGUGCUCUCGAAUACAUGGGUCUUGUCCCUGGUACGCCCAUGAAGGAUGUUGUGGUUGACAAGGUCUUCAUUGGAUCUUGCACCAACGCUCGUAUUGAGGAUCUGCGUGCCGCAGCUAAGGUCGUUAAGGGCCAUAAGAUUGCCUCCAACAUCAAGCGCGCUAUGAUCGUCCCUGGGUCUGGUCUUGUUAAGGAGCAGGCUGAGUCCGAAGGUCUCGACAAGAUCUUCACCGAUUCCGGUUUCGAAUGGCGUGAGGCUGGCUGCUCUAUGUGCCUGGGUAUGAACCCAGAUAUCCUGUCCCCCAAGGAGCGCUGUGCUAGUACCUCCAACCGUAACUUCGAGGGUCGCCAGGGUGCCCAGGGCCGUACUCACCUCAUGUCCCCCGCCAUGGCUGCCACUGCUGCCAUUGUCGGUAAGCUCGCCGAUGUUCGUGAGCACGUUGUUUCCAGCCCCAUCCUCGGAAAGGCCUCCCCUAAGGUCGACGUCCAGCCUGUCUUCGAAUCCCCCGCGACCGAGGACGAACUCGACCGUCGGCGGUGGCAAGAGCACCGGUCUUCCCCCUUCACCGCCCUGAAGGGUAUCGCCGCGCCUCUGGAUCGCGCCAAUGUCGACACUGAUGCUAUCAUCCCCAAGCAAUUCCUCAAGACCAUCAAGCGCACUGGUCUCGGUACCGCACUGUUCUACGAGCUCCGCUACACCGACGACAAGGAGAACCCCGAUUUCGUCCUGAACCAGGGAAUUUACCGUGACUCCAAGAUCCUGGUUGUCACCGGUCCCAACUUCGGUUGCGGUAGCUCCCGCGAGCACGCCCCCUGGGCUCUGCUUGACUUCGGUAUCAAGUGCAUCAUCGCCCCCUCCUUCGCCGACAUCUUCUUCAACAACACCUUCAAGAACGGCAUGCUGCCCGUCGUCGUUUCUGAUCAGGUUGCUCUGCAGAAGAUCGCCGAUGAGGCCCGCGCCGGCCGUGAGGUCGAGGUCGACCUUGUCAACCAGGAGAUCAAGGAUGCCCAGGGUAACAAGAUCACUGGCUUCGAGGUCGAGGAAUUCCGCAAGCACUGCCUUGUCAACGGUCUGGAUGAUAUUGGUCUUACUCUCCAGAUGGAGUCUAAGAUCCGCGUUUUCGAGUCCAAGCGUACCCUUGAUACCCCCUGGUUGGAUGGCAGUGCCUACCUCCGUCGUGACCGUCGUGGUGCGACUAUGGUCGAGGCUGCCCCCGUUCCCAAGACCAACCGUGGUGAUGUGAAGGACGAGCCUCUUGAGUGGUAA